UAUUUCCACAUGAUGACCGCCAUUGACAACACAGAGAGAGAGACAGCAGAGUGAGGGAGACAGAGAGCAGAGAGAGAUGGAGGUGGGUAUAGAAUAUGGAGAAGAGAAUCCCGUCCUCGUCAGAGCAGAGCCCUUUUAGCUCAGCACUCCCCAGCUUUUUCUGUCUACCUUUUACUUUGUUCAAUGAUUCAUGUAUUCCUCUACCUUAUACCUUCUCAUGUACCCGAACCCUCUUUUACUGUUCCCUCUCACCUUCAGAAAAAUCCCGACUUUAUCAGUUUGAUCACCACCGCAAUACAGAAUAAGCUACCCUUUCACUAUCCCCAACCAUCCCACCUCUUUGUUAACCCCCCCCAACCUCACAAACACAGACCCAAGAAGUCGACAGCUAGGUAUGUACAAGGCCUGACAUGGAGGAGUUCAAGUAUGAAGACCUGGUCAAAGCGACAGAGAGCUUCUCCUCAAGCAGGCUCAUUGGAAAAGGCAGCCAUGGAUGCGUCUACAAAGGUGUUCUCAGUGAAGACCGAGUGAUCGCCGUCAAAACACUGUCUCUUGCCCUUCGAGCCCUCCACGACAACUCCAAGCUCAACAACGAGACUCGCGUAUUAUUAUCACUUGCUGAGCCUGACAACUCUUCUUCUUCUUCUUCUUCUUCUGAUCAUGUGAUAAAGCUUCUAGGAACCAGCCAGGACCCUUCACAGAACAAGCUCCUGGUCAUGGAGUUCAUGCCCAAUGGCUCUCUCCACGACUUGCUUCAUCCUCCCACUAAUGAUGCCCCACCGCCAACUUGGCCCGCCCGUUUGAGGACCGCUCUCCAGGUGGCACGUGCGCUCCAAUCCCUUCACGACAGGAAGCCCUUCAUCAUCCACAGGGACAUCAAGUCCGCCAAUGUCCUGUUCGAUUCGGACUGGAACGCCAAGUUGGCUGAUUUCGGGCUCGCCGUGAUGGACGGCGAUGACCGACUCGACUCGCCGGCCGGUACUAUCGGGUACUUGGACCCCAAUUACACCUGUCCCAGCAAGUUGAGCCGCAAAAAUGAUGUCUUCAGUUUCGGGGUUAUGUUGUUGGAGAUCAUGAGUGGGAGGAAAGCCAUGGAUGUGUCCAAGCAAACGGCCUCAAUAGUGGAUUGGGCAAUCUCUCGGAUUGAAGGGCAAAGAGUGAUGGAUAUCUGUGACCCUAGAAUUUCAUUGCCCAGUGUAGAACCCUUCAGGCACAUGGUCCACAUCGCGGGACGUUGUGUAGCAGCCAACGAAGGCUCUCGGCCAUCGGUCUCGGAAAUCGUCAUGGAGAUGGAAAGAGUUCUCCAUCAGCGAGUUCCGGUACUGACUUGGUUGAGCCAGUGGCGGAGCCUAGUUUCGUUGAAGAGGUGGCGAAAACAUGCUAGUAGAUGCAACACGAGCACUUUGGUGAAACAAGGAGCACAAAAAGGAGAGAUUCAGGGAGAUAUGCUCAGUGGGAAAGUGUAGUUUAGGAGGAGAACGAUCAUGGCAUACAUGAGAGGGGCGAGUGAGAUGGGCAAUGACUCGGGGUGAGUUGGAGAAACCGAGUUGGUCAAUGGAAAUGAAUUGGGAAAUCAACCUCACAACCUGCGGGGCAUGUAGUCCAAGCACAAGAUUCCCAAAAUAGUAGGUGGAGGCAGAAAAUAAAAAUUAAAGGGGAAGAAGCAUGGUGUCAUUCCUUGCUGAUUGAGAUAGUCCUCCUCCUCCUCCUUUGGCUUUAUUAGUAGAUUAAGGGCCGAAUUGGAGUCCUAAGGUUGGAGAUUAUUUGAUCCAUGCCUUUCGUCUCUGUCAAGAAUUUUGUAAUCUUCAUAUCAUGAAAUACUUGAAUGGUUUUGGUACCAA
Messenger RNA from Syzygium oleosum, 1841 nucleotides. Its product is annotated as serine/threonine-protein kinase-like protein At5g23170. The record is from RefSeq and is a predicted model, not a curated record. NCBI's taxonomy places the organism in Eukaryota, Viridiplantae, Streptophyta, Magnoliopsida, Myrtales, Myrtaceae. The coding region runs from base 411 to 1466 and encodes 351 amino acids. Gene Ontology annotation, biological process: protein phosphorylation. Gene Ontology annotation, molecular function: protein kinase activity; ATP binding. The transcript has a single exon. Gene Ontology annotation, cellular component: plasma membrane.